This is a messenger RNA of Grammomys surdaster, 925 nucleotides long. It is a transcript of the gene Ubtd2, whose product is annotated as ubiquitin domain containing 2. Bases 18 to 722 code for a protein of 234 amino acids. Lineage: Eukaryota; Metazoa; Chordata; Mammalia; Rodentia; Muridae. The record is from RefSeq and is a predicted model, not a curated record. Gene Ontology annotation, molecular function: protein binding. The transcript has 3 exons.
GUGGCGGCCGCGGCCCCAUGGGCGGGUGCGUGGGCGCCCAGCACGACUCCUCGGGCAGCCUCAACGAGAACUCGGACGGCACGGGAGUUGCUCUAGGUCGUAAUCAGCCUUUGAAAAAGGAGAAACCAAAAUGGAAAAGCGACUAUCCCAUGACAGAUGGACAACUGCGCAGCAAGAGGGAUGAAUUCUGGGACACUGCACCAGCUUUUGAAGGCCGGAAAGAGAUCUGGGAUGCCUUGAAGGCUGCUGCACAUGCUUUUGAAAGCAAUGAUCAUGAACUGGCACAGGCAAUCAUUGACGGUGCAAACAUAACGCUACCACAUGGUGCACUGACAGAGUGCUACGAUGAGCUGGGAAACCGGUACCAGCUGCCAGUCUACUGCCUGGCACCACCAAUCAACAUGAUAGAGGAAAAGAGUGACAUAGAGACUCUGGAUAUUCCUGAGCCACCUCCCAAUUCUGGACACGAAUCUCAGCUCCGUCUGCGGCUCUCCACAGGCAAAGACCUCAAGCUUGUGGUCCGCAGCACAGACACGGUGUUUCACAUGAAGAGGCGUUUACAUGCCACAGAGGGUGUGGAGCCAGGCAGCCAGCGGUGGUUCUUCUCUGGCAGGCCUCUCACUGAUAAGAUGAAGCUGGAGGAGCUGAAGAUCCCCAAGGACUAUGUGGUGCAGGUUAUAGUGAGCCAGCCUGUGCAAAACCCAACACCAGUGGAGAACUGAGCUGGGCUUGCCUUCUUCCAAGAUCCCUCGGCUCCUUUUUAUUGUUACCAUUUCCUACUCUAAGGCGUGAAAUUUAUUUUCACUGCUCUGAAUUCCCUAUGAAUGGAUUUAGUUCUGAGGAAUUACCAGUGAAAAAUUCCAUCUGUGAUGGAGACCAACAAAAAUAAUAAAACACACAGAGCCAGCCUCUGGUACUCUUAUAA